UUCUCUCGCCGUGUUCCCGCGCCGUUCCGGUCUUCAGGGCGGACUGUGAGAGGAGAGGAGUUCGUCACGCUGCCCCGCCUACAUCCUGACAGCCAAUGUUUGCCAUGCUCCACGGGCCGGAUUAAAAGAGUCCUGACUUUUGGGGCGGCCGCCCGAGAGGAGGGAGGGGAGCGGGCGCUCGGCACACAGAAGAGCCGCAGCAAAGGUGAAAAAGAGCCGCGUGUGGCUCUGGAGCCGCGAGUUGCCGACACCCGUACUAGGCAG
This is a messenger RNA of Staurois parvus, 264 nucleotides long. The record is from the annotation of a GenBank genome assembly. NCBI's taxonomy places the organism in Eukaryota, Metazoa, Chordata, Amphibia, Anura, Ranidae.